CGGUAGCCAGAGAGCGAAACCAGGCGUCGGGGGGAGACCUCGGCCCUCGGGGCGGACUCGCGCCUGACCCUCGAUGCACCUCAGGGGCCGCCCACGCCGUCAGCACCGAGCGGCCAGGCGGGCUGGGCAGCGGCGCCCGGAGCCCGGCAACCUCUCCGCCCCCUCUCGUCGCUGCCGGUCCCCGCCCGGGCCGGAUUCCAGGGCCCGCCACCGCCGCCGCCCGCGCCGCCGCCUCCGCGGCUUGUCCCUCGCCGCCCGCCGUAGCCCGGCUCUCGGCAGGUCGCCGUUUCCAAGAUGGCCGCGGCGCGAGCGGCUCCUGCGGCGGGCUAGAGGCAGAGGCGGAGGCGGAGCCGAGUCACUCCCGCAGUUUCGGGGCCCUCGUCCCCCGGCCAGGCUGCAACUUACUGCUUGCCGCUGCCGUGCGGGGUUCCGCGCACGGAUGAGAGAAGCAGCCGCCGCCGCGCUGGUCCCCCCUCCCGCCUUCGCCGUCACUCCUGCUGCCGCCAUGGAGGAGCCGCCGCCGCCGCCGCCGCCGCCGGAGCCCGAGCCCGAACCCGAAUCCGAAUCGGAACCCGAGCCCAAGCCGGAAUGCUGCCUGGCGGCGAGGCAAGAGUGCAAGUUGGAAGAUACAGCUUGCAAAACUCCUGAAUCUGAUCCAGAGGAUUUUUUAGAUGAAUCAAAUACCGAAAAUCUUUACAGCACCUCUCCCCCCAGCACACCUCGCCAGAUGAAGCGUUUGUCAACCAAACACCAGAGGAAUAAUGCGGGGAGGCCUUCCACUCGUGCGAAUUUGAAAGAAAAAAUGAAUGCACCAAAUCAGCCCCAACAUAAAGACACUGGAAAAGCAAUGGAGAAUGUGGAAGAAUACAGCUAUAAGCAUGAGAAAAAGGCUCGGGCGACUCUUAGAACAACAGAGCGAGAUCAUAAAAAAAAUGUUCAGUGCUCAUUCAUGUUGGACUCAGUGGGCGGGUCUUUGCCAAAAAAAUCAAUUCCAGAUGUGGAUCUCAAUAAGCCUUACCUCAGCCUUGGCUGUAGCAACGCUAAGCUUCCGGUAUCUGUGCCCAUGCCUAUAGCCAGAACUGCACGCCAGACUUCUAGGACUGACUGUCCAGCAGAUCGUUUAAAGUUUUUUGAAACAUUACGACUUUUGCUAAAACUUACCUCAGUCUCAAAGAAGAAGGACAGAGAGCAAAGAGGACAAGAAAAUACAUCUGCUUUCUGGUUUAACCGAUCCAAUGAACUGAUCUGGUUAGAGCUGCAAGCUUGGCAUGCAGGACGGAGCAUUAAUGACCAGGACCUCUUUUUAUAUACAGCCCGCCAAGCCAUCCCAGAUAUUAUCAAUGAAAUUCUUACUUUUAAAGUUAAUUAUGGGAGCUUUUCUUUUGUCAGAAAUGGAGGUAGUUUUAAUGGUACUUCAAUAGAAGGUCAGUGCAAAGCCCCCCAUAGAGCAAAGAUUGUGGGUUACUCAACAUAUCACGAUCAUCUCCAACGCCAGCGGGUCUCAUUUGAGCAGGUAAAACGGAUAAUGGAGCUGCUAGAGUACAUAGAAGCACUUUAUCCAUCGUUGCAGGCUCUUCAAAAGGACUAUGAAAAAUAUGCUGCAAAAGACUUCCAGGACAGGGUGCAGGCACUCUGCUUGUGGUUAAACAUCACAAAAGACUUAAAUCAGAAAUUAAGGAUUAUGGGCACUGUUUUGGGCAUCAAAAAUUUAUCAGACAUUGGCUGGCCAGUGUUUGAAAUCCCUUCUCCUCGACCAUCCAAAGGCAAUGAACCAGAAGAUGAGGGAGAUGACACAGAAGGAGAAUUAAAAGAGUUGGAAAGUAGUAUGGAUGAAAGUGAAGAAGAGCAAAUCUCUGAUCUUAGUGUACAAAAGAUCAGACAGCCCACUGAGAACAGUUUUGACAUUCAGUCACGGGACUAUUUAUCAAAGAAGUUUGAAAGGCUUGAAUCUGAGGAGGAUUCUGCUGGCUGGGGAACACCAGACUUUAGUACAGAAGCAGGCCUUGGUAGACAUUGUCUGACUUCUAUUUAUAGACCAUUUGUGGACAAAGCACUGAAGCAGAUGGGGUUGAGAAAGUUAAUUUUAAGACUUCACAAGCUAAUGGACGGUUCCCUGCAAAGGGCACGUGUAGCGUUGGUAAAGAGUGAUCAUCCAGUGGAGUUUUCAGAAUUUCCAGAUCCCAUGUGGGGUUCAGACUAUGUGCAGUUGUCAAGUUCACCACCUUCCUCUGAGCAAAAAUGCAGCACUGUAUCAUGGGAAGAGCUCAGAUCUAUGGAUUUACCAUCGUUUGAACCUGCCUUCUUGGUCCUCUGUCGAGUCCUUCUUAAUGUUAUACAUGAGUGUCUGAAAUUAAGAUUGGAACAGAGACCUGCUGGGGAACCAUCUCUGUUGAGUAUUAAGCAGCUGGUAAGAGAAUGUAAAGAGGUCCUCAAGGGUGGCCUUUUGAUGAAGCAGUACUACCAGUUCAUGCUGCAUGAGGUUUUAGAUGACUUGGAGAAGACUGACUGCAACAUAGACGCCUUUGACGAGGAUCUCCAUAAAAUGUUGAUGGUAUAUUUUGAUUACAUGAGAAGCUGGAUCCAAAUGCUACAGCAGUUACCUCAGGCAUCCCAUAGUUUAAAAAAUCUGUUGGAAGAAGAAUGGAAUUUCACCAAAGAAAUAACUCAUUACAUACGGGGAGGAGAAGCACAGGCUGGAAAACUCUUCUGUGACAUUGCAGGAAUGUUGCUGAAAUCUACAGGAAGUUUUUUAGAAUUUGGCUUACAGGAGAGCUGUGCUGAAUUUUGGACCAGUGCUGAUGACAGUAGUGCUUCAGAUGAAAUAAGGAGAUCUGUUAUAGAGAUAAGUCGAGCCCUGAAGGAGCUCUUUCAUGAAGCUAGAGAAAGGGCCUCCAAAGCACUUGGAUUUGCUAAAAUGUUAAGGAAGGACCUGGAAAUAGCAGCAGAAUUCGUACUUUCAGCCCCAGUUAGAGACCUUCUGGAUGUUCUGAAAUCAAAACAGUAUGUCAAGAUACAAAUUCCUGGGUUAGAAAACUUGCAAGUAUUUGUUCCAAACACUCUCGCUGAGGAGAAGAGUAUUAUAUUGCAGUUACUCAAUGCAGCCGCAGGAAAGGACUGUUCUAAAGAUUCAGAUGAAGUACUAAUUGAUGCCUUUCUGCUGCUGACCAAAAAUCAUGAUUCAGAUGAUGUCUGGGGCACGUGGGAAGAGCAGCCUGUCAAAGUUGUGCCUCAGGUGGAGACGGUUGAUACCCUGAGAAGCAUGCAGGUGAAUAAUCUUUUACUAGUUGUCAUGCAGUCUGCCCAUCUCACAAUUCAGAGAAAAGCUUUCCAGCAGUCCAUUGAAGGACUCAUGACUUUACGCCAGGAGCAGACAUCCAGUCAGCCAGUCAUUGCCAAAGCUUUGCAACAGCUAAAGAAUGAUGCGUUAGAGCUGUGUAACAGGAUAAGUGAUGCUAUUGACCGAGUGGACCACAUGUUCACAUCAGAAUUUGAUGCUGAAGUCGAUGAAUCGGAAUCUGUCACGCUGCAGCAGUACUACCGAGAAGCAAUGAUUCAGGGAUAUAAUUUUGGGUUUGAGUAUCAUAAAGAAGUUGUUCGUUUGAUGUCUGGGGAGUUUAAACAGAAGAUAGGAGACAAAUAUAUAAGCUUUGCCCGGAAAUGGAUGAAUUACGUCCUAACUAAAUGUGAGAGUGGUAGAGGUACAAGACCCAGGUGGGCAACUCAAGGAUUUGAUUUUCUACAGGCCAUUGAACCUGCCUUUAUUUCAGCUUUACCAGAAGAUGACUUCUUGAGCUUACAGGCCUUGAUGAAUGAAUGCAUUGGCCAUGUCAUAGGAAAGCCACACAGCCCUGUCACAGGUUUGUACCUUGCUAUUCAUCGGAACAGCCCCCGUCCUGUGAAGGUGCCUCGAUGCCAUAGUGACCCUCCUAACCCGCAUCUAAUUAUCCCAACUCCAGAGGGAUUCAGCACUCGGAGUGUGCCUUCGGAUGCACGGAGCCACGGCAGCCCCGCUGCUGCUGCCGCUGCCACUGCUGCCGGCCGCCCCGGCCCCUCUGGCAGCGACUCGGCACCACCCAAGCCCACCAGCAGUGCCCACGAUGCCAGGGGUUCCAGCGUCCCUGAAAAUGAUCGAUUGGCUUCCAUAGCUGCUGAAUUGCAGUUUAGGUCCCUGAGUCGUCACUCAAGUCCUACGGAAGAGCGAGACGAACCAGCAUAUCCAAAAGGUGAUUCAAGUGGAUCAACACGAAGAAGUUGGGAGCUUCGGACGCUUAUCAGCCAGACUAAGGACACGGCAUGCAAACAAGGACCCAUAGAAGCUGUUCAGAAGUCAGUUCGAUUGUUUGAAGAAAAGAGAUAUCGAGAAAUGAGGAGAAAGAAUAUCAUAGGUCAAGUUUGUGACACCCCUAAAUCCUAUGAUAACGUUAUGCAUGUUGGCUUGAGGAAGGUGACCUUCAAAUGGCAGCGAGGAAACAAAAUUGGGGAAGGGCAGUAUGGGAAGGUCUAUACUUGUAUCAGUGUCGACACUGGUGAAUUAAUGGCUAUGAAGGAGAUUCGAUUUCAGCCUAAUGACCAUAAAACCAUCAAGGAAACUGCAGACGAAUUGAAAAUAUUUGAAGGCAUCAAGCACCCCAAUCUGGUUCGGUAUUUUGGUGUGGAGCUUCAUAGAGAAGAAAUGUAUAUCUUCAUGGAGUACUGUGAUGAGGGCACGCUGGAAGAGGUGUCGAGGCUGGGACUUCAGGAGCAUGUUAUUAGGCUGUAUUCCAAGCAGAUCGCCAUCGCCAUCAAUGUUCUGCACGAGCAUGGCAUAGUGCAUCGGGACAUUAAAGGUGCCAAUAUCUUCCUUACCUCAUCUGGACUGAUCAAACUGGGAGAUUUUGGAUGCUCAGUAAAACUUAAGAACAAUGCACAGACCAUGCCCGGUGAGGUGGAUAGCACACUGGGGACAGCAGCAUACAUGGCUCCUGAAGUUAUUACCCGUGCUAAAGGAGAAGGCCAUGGACGUGCUGCAGAUAUCUGGAGUCUGGGCUGUGUGGUAAUAGAAAUGGUAACUGGGAAGAGGCCUUGGCAUGAAUAUGAACACAACUUUCAAAUUAUGUAUAAAGUGGGAAUGGGACAUAAGCCGCCAAUCCCUGAAAGAUUAAGUCCUGAAGGAAAGGACUUCCUUUCUCACUGCCUUGAAAGUGAUCCAAAGAUGAGAUGGACAGCCAGCCAGCUCCUCGACCAUUCAUUUGUCAAGGUUUGCACAGAUGAAGAAUGAAGCUGAUCAGAUGUGGCCUAGUCGCGUUAUGUUCUCAGAAAAUUCUCUUAAUCACUACUGUAUGUAAUAUUUACAUAAAGACUGUGCUGAGAAGCAGUAUAAGCCUUUUUAACCUUCCAAGACUGAAGACUGCACAGGUGACAAGCGUCACUUCUCCUGCUGCUCCUGUUUAUUUUACUUGGCACAGGACCCUCCUGUGUGACAGCGUCCACGAGGCUAAAGAAGCUGCAUGUUAAGUGCCAUUACUACUGUACAUGGACCAUCGCCUUUGUCUUCUGUUUCUCGUGUGACUGAGAACCAUAGUAUCGAUGUAGUGUUUUUGACCUUCCUAGGUUCAAAAGAAGCUGUAGUGUUAUCAGGCGUUCUGGACCUUGUUUUUUAAUCUCAUGUUUGUCGAGUGCACUGACUGUGAAACCUCACCUUUUGUUGUUGUUGGCAAGCUUCAGAUUUGUUAUGCAAAAGACUGAUUGAUGAAAUUUAAGAAAAGGUUCUUUUUUCAAUAAAUGGUUUAUUUUAGGAAAACUCA
Molecule: messenger RNA, 5783 nt
Organism: Choloepus didactylus (southern two-toed sloth)
Lineage: Eukaryota; Metazoa; Chordata; Mammalia; Pilosa; Megalonychidae
Gene: MAP3K4
Product: mitogen-activated protein kinase kinase kinase 4
Biological process (GO): protein phosphorylation; MAPK cascade
Molecular function (GO): ATP binding; protein kinase activity
Source: RefSeq, a predicted model, not a curated record